Molecule: messenger RNA, 3363 nt
Organism: Polistes canadensis
Lineage: Eukaryota; Metazoa; Arthropoda; Insecta; Hymenoptera; Vespidae
Gene: NAT1
Product: eukaryotic translation initiation factor 4 gamma 2
Exons: 7
Coding region: 396-2969 (857 amino acids)
Cellular component (GO): eukaryotic translation initiation factor 4F complex
Molecular function (GO): protein binding; translation initiation factor activity; mRNA binding
Source: RefSeq, a predicted model, not a curated record
AGUUAUAAGAAGGAGCAAUCUGAAACGGGUCGUUUUGAGAUACGUUAAAAGGCGUUGGUGUCGUGUCUACUUAAUUUCCAACGUGUCGAGUGAAUUCCAUCAGGGACAUAAAACGUGUAGAAGAUUGUAGUAAAGCUUUCUAAAAGAAGUUCUGUAUGCUGUGAUUUAUCACUCAGGGGGCCAAACUACGCGCAACAACGGACAACCCCACAGGACCGGGGGGUGCUUCUCGUGUCUCGGGAGGAAGGUCAGGGUCUACAAAAGUUACGCCUUGACAGUAACAAUCAUACACGCGAGCUGCUUAAAAUUACACCGAAAAAAAAAAAAAAAUCAAAACAAAAAAACAAUCCUUCGUGUUGCAUUGUUGUUUGUAACACCGAGACUAAAAAAAUUCGAUGCCUUCCAGGGACGAUAUUCGCUCCCUAUCCACUGAGCAACGCUGGAUACCUCCUUCGACUGUUAGACGCGAUGCACUCACCCCAGAAAGCAGAAAUGAUCUCAUCUUUAGAAAGGUGCGGGGUAUUCUUAACAAACUUACACCGGAAAAGUUCGCAAAGCUGAGCAACGAUCUGCUCAAUUUUGAGCUCAACUCCAAUGUAAUUCUCAAAGGUGUCAUAUUCUUGAUCUUUGAAAAAGCACUUGAUGAGCCCAAGUACAGUUCUAUGUAUGCACAGCUGUGCAAACGGCUGUCCGACGAAGCUGCAAACUUUGAACCUCGAAAAUCGAUCAUUGAAGGUCAAAAAGCUCAAAGUACAUUCAGAUUACUCUUACUUAACAAGUGCCAGGACGAGUUUGAAAAUCGUUCGAAAGCAAGCGAGGCAUUCGAAAAUCAGGAUGAACUUAGCCCAUUGGAUGAACAUCGCCGGCAGAUCGCCAAGCGCAAGAUGCUUGGCCAUAUCAAGUUUAUCGGAGAACUUGGUAAACUCGGCAUCGUGUCGGAAUGUAUUUUACACAACUGCAUCCAAGAAUUGCUGCAAAAGAAAAGGCGAAGGGGAUCCGGGGGGUACAACGCUGAGGAUAUCGAAUACCUUUGCCAGAUUAUGCGUACCUGCGGCCGUAUCCUUGACUCGGAUAAAGGCCGCAGACUUAUGGAUCAAUAUUUCACACGUAUGAACCUCUUGGCAGAGAGCGGAGAUCUUCCUUUACGCAUUAAAUUUAUGCUGCGUGAUGUCAUUGAACUGCGCCGUGAUAAUUGGGCACCACGUAAGGCCACUACCACCGAGGGUCCGAUGCCUAUAAAUCAAAUCCGCAAUGAUAACGAAGAAACUUCGAGGGGUAAUGGCUUCCAUAGACGAGAGGAUCGCCUCGGAGCUGAGUUCUUAAGAAAGAUGGGUCGUGGCGGAUUAGAAAUGGACAUGGUGGGAAGUAUUCCUCUAACUUCCCCUUCCUUUGGCAUGCCGUCUCCAUUCAGUCCGAAUGGAUUCUCUACUACUCCCGGAGUUGGUUAUGGUCGUCAUAAUCAACGUAAUCAACCAGGAUUUUACCAGAACCAGAACCGUCACCCAAAUAACUUCCAAGGAAAACACAAUCAGCAACAGCAUAAUUCAUCUCAGAAUUUCAAUAAUAAUAGUACUAAGGAACUUCGCUUUAAUAAAAACAAAAUGCUACUUGGACAUCCUGAGGAAGUGUCCCUGAGACCUUCGGCCAAUUCUAUGAUGUUUAAGCAAACCAACAUCAAUCCUAAUCUACCAUUGAACAGCGAUUUGUUCCCAGGACGAACUUCGGAUCUACCACUAUUGCGUACUGCCACAUUGAAACCCAGUUCGCCUUUAUUACAUAAAGAAGCGCCUCCUUCGAUUAUAAUUAAACAGGGACCUUUAGAUAAAAGAGAAAAAGCUCGUGAAAAGAAGGAUAAAGGUCCUUCCAAGGAAGAAAUCUUAAAGAAGGUCAAUGCCUUGAUGGAUGAUCUUGCUAAUCAUACUAAUAUUCAGGAUGCUAUAACAGCCUUCAAAGAUCUGAAGAUACCGGAAAGAUUUUUGCGUCAUGCUAUUUGUACUAUAUAUUCGAAUACAUUGGAUCGCGGUGACUCCGAACGAGAUCUAGCAGCCAAGCUUGUAUUCGAAUUAAAAAAAGAAACUAUUAUUAAUGCACAACAAUUACACGAAGGCUGGAAGGAAUUGGUGGCCAGUAUACCAGAAAAAGAGAGCGUGCCUUGUGUAACAUCUCAUGUUGCUCUGCUAACAGCCAAGGCCAUAGUGGACAAUCUAAUACUGUUAACAGAUCUUACUUCUGUAACAGAAAAUGGCCAAUAUCAUCCACUGUUUUUACUGACGCUUCAACAACUACAUCGUACUCAAGGAAAAGCAAAACUCUUGCAAAUUUUCAACAGCAGUAAAGUUAAUUUGAUCAGUCAGUUACCGGAAGCAGACAAAACGAAAGAAAGACUAGGAGAGAUUCUCGAGGAUCGAGAAUUAACAUUCUUGUGUCCACUUCUAAGGAUCCAAGGAGAUAUGUGGCGUCAAAUACAAACGGACCCAACUCCAAACGCACUUUACAAAUGGAUUAAGGAAAAAUUAGAUCCGUUGCAUUACUGCGAUGCCGCGUUCAUUAACGCACUAAUGAAUGUCCUUCUUAAAUACAUAACUCAGGAAACAACAUUGGCACCUGGUGUCGACAAAACUCAGUUUCCUGACAAAGAUUUGGUACAAAAGGAACGUACGUUGUUGCGUAAAUAUGCUGGCUUUCUUGACACAUUCCUUCACGCCCUUGAGUCGCAAGUUACAGCUCUCCAUGCAUUACAAGUCUUUUGCUAUUCGCAAAACUUUCCUAAAGGGAUGCUGAGAAGAUGGUUUGUGGCACUUUACGAUUUUGGAAUCAUCGAAGAAGAUGCCUACAGUAAAUGGAGAGAAGACGUCACUGAUGCUUAUCCUGGCAAGGGUGAAGCAUUGUUCCAGGUAUACCGUUGGUUGCUCUGGCUCGAUAAUGCAGAUUCCGAAGAAGAGGAACAUGAAAAUGAUGAAAGGAAUUAAAUAAGCGAAGGCCCUGAGAAAAAAAAAUGUUUUUUCAGACACCUAUAAUUUGGAAUAGGGUUUAUAUUAUAUCUAUAUUACUGAACCACAAAAGGGGCUUCAGUUUCACUGAAUUGAGUUAUCUCCACUCAGUACUAUCACGACAUCUUGUUAGUCUGUCGAGUCUCUCGUAUAAAAAAAAAAAGGCUUUCUAGACCAUGUCCAUCAUUUUUUUUUUGGAUAUGUGACAGCCUUUGAGAUAAUUAUGGCAGACCCCGUAAAACAAGAAGUUAUAGAAGAUUUUAGAUAAUUGCAUAUUAAUAUGAUUUAUAUUAAUAUUGGGUCAGCAGACAUCAUUAAACGCCGUUUUGGUUACCGGCGUAUAAAUGAAAUGAAAAAAUGAAUUGAAAUGAAA